GGCGAUUCAGAUCCCGGCCUGCUCUCUUCCCCCGAUAUUCCCUCUGUUCCGAGCGAGUUCUGCUUUUUAGUCCAGUCCCGCUUUGGAGAAGUAUUGUAUUUUUAAUAGCUGUAGAUUUGUACAGCUAGCGAGCACUUACUUUUGUGUCUUGUGCGCAAAUUUGGCAGGGAAGAGGUAAUGGCAGAUCAGAUCAGCAAGGCUCAGGCCAACGGCGACGGCAGUAAGAGCGCUUCUAAGAAACCUCGCAACCUGGAUAGAUGUGCACCUCGUCGAAUCCACUUUGCUCCACUCAAUAUUCCUCUCGAGCAACGACUUCAGACACUGGCGGUUCUAUGUCACACUAUCGCCAUUCCAUUUUGUCUUGGCUUAUUUUUCCUAUGUGUCGCAUUCCCGCCUUUCUGGCCAUUCGUCAUCGCCUACGUGAUCUGGAUCUUCUGGUUCGACAAAUGUCCUGAGAACGGCGAGAUCCAGACUCGCCGCUCUCCGCUCGUUCGUCGGAUGCCACUUUUCAGACUAUACUGCAACUACUUCCCCAUCACCAUACACAGAGAGGUCGAGCUACAGCCGACCUUCCCGAGCCAGCUUCGCGAAUCAAGCAGUGCUCUCGAGCGGUGGAUAGCAAAGCUGCUGCGGAUAUCUGAUAAGGUUAUCGACGACCCGAGCGAAGGCGAGUCUGACGAGAGCAGUAGCUCGUCGCCGGCUAACGGGGACGGUAGCUCGAGCGCGAGCGAGUCUACAAGCAGUCUCGCGCCAGAAAUGGGGCCUCGAUACGUCUUUGGCUAUCAUCCGCACGGGAUCGUCAGUCUCGGAGCAUUCGGAGCUAUUGGUUCCGAGGGGGCUGGUUGGGAAAAACUGUUUCCUGGGAUUCCUGUGUCUCUGCUCACCCUUGAGACGAACUUCCGGCUACCUUUUUAUAGAGAUUACCUGCUAUCGCUAGGCAUUGCCUCGGUCUCGCGCCGCUCUUGCAGCAGUCUUUUGAAGCACAAUCAGUCGAUCUGUAUCGUCGUCGGCGGCGCCGGCGAGUCUUUGUACGCUGAACCCGGUCGUCUGGAUCUUGUGCUCCGGAAACGACGAGGGUUCGUACGGCUAGCUAUGCAAGACGUGCCGGCGGUCGACGCCCCGCCUACGUGCCUGGUCCCGAUUCUGAGCUUUGGCGAGAACGAUGUGUACGAGCAAGUUGUUGGAGAACAUUCGUCGCUGCUGUACAAGUGCCAGACGUUUGUGAAGAAGGUUGCCGGGUUUACGGUGCCGCUGCUGCACGGCCGGGGUGUGUUUAACUACGACUGGGGACUGAUGCCGUACCGGCGGCCGAUUACUCUUGUUGUGGGUAAGCCGAUACCUGUUCCGUACGUGGCGCAUCCGACGGAGGCCGAGAUCGCGGUCUACCACGAUUUAUACGAGCAGGAACUGCUUCGGCUGUGGAAGACUUACAAGUCAAAGUACCAAGUGGACUAUAAGGGGAAGGGUAUGGAGAACAUUGAGUUGAAGAUAGUUGAGUAAAAGCAGAGAUUGAUGGAGAUGAGACGAGAUGAGAUGAGACGAGAUGGGCGGGAAGGUGAGAAGGUUAACAUCAUUAACUUACAUUAUUACUGGUGAACGCUCGUAUCUGAUCGAAAUGGUCAGGUACGUUGAUCCUCAGUGCUCCGAUAUCUCGGUUUUAAGUACUCUAUCGUUGAAUGUUUUUGCCGGCUAAUUGAAUACCUUGCACGGGGUUUUGUAUUAUUCUCUUUUGAUUGUUAUAUUUCGCUGCAGUAAGUUCUGCAGAAACAAGCUGUGUGUUAU
Molecule: messenger RNA, 1782 nt
Organism: Myxozyma melibiosi
Lineage: Eukaryota; Fungi; Ascomycota; Lipomycetes; Lipomycetales; Lipomycetaceae
Product: diacylglycerol acyltransferase-domain-containing protein
Exons: 4
Coding region: 178-1500 (440 amino acids)
Biological process (GO): triglyceride biosynthetic process
Cellular component (GO): endoplasmic reticulum membrane
Molecular function (GO): diacylglycerol O-acyltransferase activity
Source: RefSeq, a predicted model, not a curated record